AAAGAUCGUUUGUGUGUCGCUAUUGUCGAGGCCGUGUUAUGUCGUCAUCACGACGUGACGGCUUUUGUGGAAUUGGUUGCAGUUGUCGUGUUUGACCACACGAUGUCAGUAGAGUAGUUCCAGCCUCUAAUCAUGGCGUCAAGCAAGUGUCCCGUUGGUUUCUGAAACUUCCAAUCGUAAUUCGUUGAAAUACAAUCAUGAACAUUGGACACCAGAAUUAAUUUUAAAAGGAUAUAAAUUGCCCAUAUUUCCUGGCAAAAUUUGGCGUUCACCAGGUCUCAUGGACACCUUUCAAGUUCCAGUUGCUGUCAGGCAGAGGAAAAACAAGAUUUAACAAUAAAAGACGCUGCUGACCAACAAGAGCCAACAUGUCUGAUUCAAAGAAGAUGACGUCCAGUCGCCGGCAUCACCUCAAGAGUGUGAUGCUCCAGAUCGCUGCCAAUUGGCUCGAGCAGGAGAAGAAAGACCAGGAGGUGGCCAAGGAGGUCUACAUGGCCGAGACCUGCCCCAAACCGGACCUCAGUGGCGACAUGGCCAGCCUGGUGGAAAUCUGCAAGAAACUUCAAUCGUCCAUCGACAAGAUUGACGACGCUCGCUACGACGUGGAAGCCAAAGUGCUGAAGUUCGACAUUGAGAUCCAGGACCUGAGACUGAAGGUGGUGGAGCUGGCGGGCGUCAAGAAGCCGGCCCUGAAGAAGGUGCGCAUGUCGGCUGACGCCAUGUUGCAGGCCCUCCUGGGGGGCAAGCACAAGACCACCAUCGACCUCAGGUCCAACCUCAAGCAGGUCAAGAAGGAGAUCAAGGAGGAGCCCACAGAGGCGGUCGGCGACUGGCGCAAGAACAUCGAGGACAAGGCCGACAGGAAGAAGAUGUUUGAGACCUCCUAAAACUCCAAACAAUACACGCCCCUCCCCCCAACACCCCCACAUUGGACACGCACAACAUAAAGAUAAAAAAUGUAUCCGCUUGUUUGAAACGGACUCAUUUUAUUCCUCCGGCUUGCAAAAUUAUAACCUGCUUAUUGGG
Hippocampus zosterae (dwarf seahorse) is the source of this 1026-nucleotide messenger RNA. RefSeq names its product troponin I, fast skeletal muscle-like. Gene Ontology annotation, biological process: muscle contraction. The transcript has 8 exons. The record is from RefSeq and is a predicted model, not a curated record. Gene Ontology annotation, cellular component: troponin complex. The coding region runs from base 369 to 887 and encodes 172 amino acids. Lineage: Eukaryota; Metazoa; Chordata; Actinopteri; Syngnathiformes; Syngnathidae.